Messenger RNA from Dromaius novaehollandiae (emu), 1511 nucleotides. RefSeq names its product FRAS1-related extracellular matrix protein 1-like. Gene Ontology annotation, biological process: anatomical structure morphogenesis. The transcript has 5 exons. The coding region runs from base 542 to 1387 and encodes 281 amino acids. NCBI's taxonomy places the organism in Eukaryota, Metazoa, Chordata, Aves, Casuariiformes, Dromaiidae. The record is from RefSeq and is a predicted model, not a curated record.
UCAAUACCAAAUUAGCAUUUCCAUUGCUCUAUGUCUGUUUUUGAACAGCUUCAGUAAGCAACUUCAGAUUCCUCCUGUUUUACUGUAGAGUUUCUCUUUAGUAUGUUCCUCUCCAUACAGAGUGACCUUAAUCUGUCUGAAUGCCAGGGGAGCAAUCACCAUCUGCUGAACACUUGUCAAAUGAACUAGUGACCUACACUGAUGUAAUACCCUGCAACACCUGUGAACUGCUCAACCGUAGCCACCCGGCCAUGGAGUGACAUGGAGCAACAAGCAUCCGCAGCAGCUUGAAAGAAACUGGGUCGCUUUUUUAUAUACUUUAAAAAUAAAAUAUGAAGCAAAAUUCCUUUUGAUGGCUGUGAAGGUGGAAGUAAUUUCAAGCCUUUCUUAAGCAGACUCGUAACUGUUAAUUCACAGAAAUGAAUACUGAAAUACUAGUCUGUUACCCAUUCAGUGCUUCAACCACAUAAAAGAAGGCACCUGGACUCAGAAGACUGACGUUCUGCUUGGUUUUCUCAAGUUGGAUAUUCUGGUAUUUCUGAUGCAUCUUGAAUAUGUAGAAGCAGGAAAACUUGUCUCAGUGAAUAAAAGCAACAGCACUGAAAGGAGACAGAUGGUGUAUGUUACUGAAAAUGAACUACAGUUUGUUGUUCCCAAAGAGAGAGAUUCCUGCAAGGUAGAAGUGGUUUUAAAUGAGCUGGUGACGCACAAAGUUGGAAAGCUUGUACCUCAGUUUGUUAGUGCCAUGUGUCUUAAUAGAAGCUGGCUGACACUUCUUGCCCAAAGAAGUCAAGUCUACUCACAGUGGCUGACCACGGUUGGAAGAAGAGAGGGUGAGGCUGAGAAUUUACAGAUUGUUGAUAAUGAUAACCUGGAUGCUCUCCAGCCCUUGGUGUUGCAAGAUCGCCAACAUGGAUGGAUCACAGUGCAGGGAGGCAAAAGCUUCAAGUGCACAGUUAAAAACAUCAAGGAUGCAGUUGUCUGUUACAAGCAUGAUGAUAGUGACAUAACCAAGGAUUACACUGUUUUAAGAAUAUUCGAUGGAAGGCACAGUCUUGGGCACGAGUCUCCUAUUAACCUCCUGCCUAAAGAUGACAGCCCUCCAUUCCUGGUGAUCAGUAUCAACUUCAAGCCUGCAGAAGGGGAGAUGGUCCUUGCUGAAAAACAUGUGUUGAUGUCUUCUGAUUUUGAUUCAAGUGAUGAUUAUAUGCUCUUCAAAAUAAUCAAGCCAAUGAGUGCUGGAGAGGUUAUCAGGAAAUCCAUUCCAGAUGGGCCAGGUAUCCUUGUAUCAAAAUUCUUGCAAAGGGAUCUCCUCUAUGGCCUAGUUUUGUUAUCAUCGUUUUGGAGAGGAGAUUUUUCAGGACUCAUCUCAGCUCAUUUUAUAUGAUAGUUAAGAACCUCCUAAUCUUUUAGACACUCAAGUAAGUACAGCCCUAUUCUUAAAGUUAACAUAACCUUCAACAGAGAUGAAGACCCUGAAGAAGAAUAUUGCAUAGCAGGAAAUUGUGCAG